Dendronephthya gigantea is the source of this 4402-nucleotide messenger RNA. Its product is annotated as kinesin-like protein KIFC3. Gene Ontology annotation, biological process: microtubule-based movement. Lineage: Eukaryota; Metazoa; Cnidaria; Anthozoa; Malacalcyonacea; Nephtheidae. The transcript is spliced from 18 exons. Bases 166 to 2847 code for a protein of 893 amino acids. Gene Ontology annotation, molecular function: ATP binding; microtubule motor activity; microtubule binding. The record is from RefSeq and is a predicted model, not a curated record.
AUGUCGGUAAUGUCGGUUGUUCUUUUGGUUGUGUACUUGUGUUGUAAGUUUCCUGAUAAAACCUUCAGAAACCUUCGCUUGGAUUUGAGUUCGCUUGACUCUGAUUUAAUUCUAGCUUGAUUCGUUUCUGAACGCGGGUAGUUUAUUAUUAAAUGAUUUAAAGCCAUGGAAUUUAAAGGACCCAAAACAUAUAAACCUUCAUUCAAUCACCCCUCUCCGUCGAGAGAUGAGAUGUGGCGAAGCGAAUUGGGCUUCGAAGAUGAUGAUUCAACAGAUGACACAUCAGACGAAGAACCAGAAGUAGAUCAGUUGUCUAACAAUGUAACAAUCAUGGUGGAGCUACAGUCGCUUCAGGUGGAAAUUCAGAAAAAGGACAAACAACGUGAGGAUCUACUAUUGAAACUUAAGGCAUUGACAGACAAGACAGCCAGCUACAAAUCGCGCCUCAACAAGACAGAGCAAAACAAAAAAUCUCAAAUGAAAAUCAUGAAAAGAACCCACGAAGUUUUCAUUGAGCAAAAAGAUAAAUUGAUUACAGAUUUGCAGGAAAUGCUUUCUGAACACGAGAAAACACUUGAGGCUCAAGGGGCAAAGGGAAAGAAAAAAGGAAAGGGAACUAAAGCCACCGCUGCGGCUCUGCCCGGAAUAGAUCGAUUAGUCGAAAGCAUCACGACUUUACACGAAGAGAAAGCGAAGCUUACCGAGUGCACGCUCGUUGCACAAUCAGAACUAGAAGUAGCGAAAGAAGAGGCGAUGGACAACGCAUCAAAAUAUCGAAACCAAAUCUCAGAUUUACAAAUCGAGAUUAGGAAAAUGAAAUCUAUUUCCGAGCAGGACGUAGGAAAAGAGAACAUCGAUGUCUCUUCUGGACGUAUCGCUCGCCUUGAGGAGCAAAACAAGUCUCUUAGGCAAGAGAAAAAAGAUCUGGAAAACGAGAUGUGGAAAACCCAAGAGAGCUUGCGUGACGAAAUCCGAAGAUUGGAAGAUGAUGUGAGAACAACGAGUAAAAAGAUGCGUGAUGCCGAGUCAAAAUAUGUAAAUCUUGCGGCAACACCGCCCAAAGUCCAGGUUCGAACCGUGCAAGUCGUCUCAGAAGAGUUGAAGAGAGAGUUAGAGGAAGCUGUCAGUCAAAACAGGAAAGUCGAAGCACUACUCGCAAAGACAAAGGCCGAACAUAAUGCAAAGGUCCAAGAAUUAGAGUCGGAAAGGAUGAAUGAAUUAACACAAUUAAAGACGGAGCAUGCUUCAAUGAUACAAGAACUAGAAUCGCGACAGUUAAGACAGAAGAGUGAAUUGGAACAAACAAAAGCAGAGCAUAAUUUAAAGGUCCAAGAAUUAGAGUCAGAAAGGAUGAAUGAAUUAACACAAUUAAAGGCGGAGCAUGCUUCAAAGGUUAGCGAAAUAGAGAGGGAAAUUGCGGGUGUAAAGGAGAGAUGUCGGCAUGAAAUUGAACGUAUGUCUAUGGAAAAGCAAGUGGAGAUCGAGGAAGUAAAAUUAGAAGCUGAGAGAACGACGGGCGGUCUCAGAAAACUGUACCGGAGUUUGCAGGAAAAUUGUCUCAAUCUUAUGAAAGAGUCGCAGGAUUUGCGGAGAUGUCAGCAAGAGCUCAAUAGCGCAUGUUCUACUUUCACCACCUCUCUCAAGCCAAUAUGCCGAGAUACUUAUAAAAAGAUCAUCGAGAAGUUAGCCGCUAUCAGCGAAGAUAACAAGGAUCUGGAGAGACGAUAUAUCAAAGAGAUGAAGCUUAGGAAACGUCUUCACAAUGAACUUGUUGACCUCAAAGGCAAUAUCCGAGUGUAUUGCCGAGUGCGGCCGUUCAUUUCCGAAGACGGUGUUCGAGCUUCAUCCCAAAAUUCGACCAUAUCCUUCGAUCAUAGUGAUGACAGCGUUCUGAGCGUUGACAACAAGGGCACUGUAAAACAUUUUGAGAUGGAGAGAGUUUUUCAGCCAACAUCAACGCAGGAACAGGUAUUUUCGGAAGUUGAAGAGCUCGUCGUUUCAUGUCUGGACGGCUACAACAUUUGCAUAUUUGCCUAUGGCCAGACUGGAAGUGGGAAGACGUUUACAAUGGAGGGUCCUGCUGACAAUCCUGGAAUAAACCAGCGGGCUCUCCGCCACCUCUUCGAUAGCAUUGAGGCAAGAUCGAGGGACUGGGUCUACUCGGUUUCAGUCAAUGUCUUGGAGAUCUACAACGAGACCAUACGGGAUCUUCUGUCGUCCGAGCAGACGCAGAAGCUGGAAAUGAAACUCGGCGCGGACGGGCUCAAUCACGUGCGAGGUCUUACAGAUUUUCAAGUGGAAAAUAUUGACCAUGUAAAUGAGCUGUUCACUUUGGGCAAAAGAAACAGAGCCACAGCAAUUACAAACAUGAACGAACACUCCAGUCGAUCUCAUGCAAUACUACGUGUAACAGUCAGUGGUACCCAUGAAGCAACGGGAACAACUGUGACAGGUAAACUCAACUUGGUGGAUCUGGCUGGGAGUGAACGUGUUAACAAGAGUGGCUCGGAAGGACUGAGAAUGAAAGAAGCUCAAAAUAUAAACAAAUCCCUUUCGUCCCUCGGUGACGUCAUCCACGCCUUGAAGAAUAAACAUGGUCAUGUUCCGUACAGAAAUUCAAAGCUGACGUUUCUUCUUCAAGAUUCGUUGGGUGGUGAUUCCAAGACACUAAUGGUCGUUCAAGUCUCGCCAGCACUUAAGAAUGUUGGUGAAACUUUGUGCAGUUUAAAUUUUGCCCAACGAGUGCGAAUGGUGGAAUUAGGUCAAGCAACGAAAAAAGUCGAGUCUGGUGAACCGAAGCCCGUUACGCCGAGCAAAUCCAAGAGAAAUGUGACGCCAAGGAGGUAACAGGCAAGAAUCCUGACUUUCUAGGGGAAUCACAUACGAAAACGGUCGCUGUUCAUUAACCCGCGGUGGAAUCCGGGCUUCGUUGUCAUUGGCUACCACGUAGGGUCCUUCAGACGUGUAAUCGGGAAUUUCGUAAUAGUUAAGAGAUUUAUAGUCAUUUUCUGGGUCACGAUUGUGUUGCAAAUCCGUGUAUCCCUCAUUAUCCAAAUAGUUGGGAUUGUUAUUUUCCGGGAUUUCCGCCUCUCUGACUCUGUCAGUUUCUCUUCUUCUUCCUUGGGAUGUGAUAUCGGCAGGUCUUGGAGACCUUAUCCCGCCUGGCCGCCGCUUCUUGGCCACAAGUACGACUAUGAGGAUGAUUAGUGCCAACAGAAUCAUUGGAAGAAAGAUGAAAAGGGCCGUACUUCCUGACAUGGAGUUGGAAUCUUUGUCGGGAGAUCCGUCUAGCAAGGAAAAUACAAUUGAAUGUAAACCUUACAUUUUUCUCAGAUUCCGUACAAGGGCCAGUUGUUCAAAGCUAGAUUAGCGCUAAUCCUGGGUUAAAAUUUUAAUCUAGUGUUUUAGUUUGUGUGCUUCUGUACCACUGUUCGUUUUAAAGCUUUAAAAAACAUGACUUCUAUAUCGGUCCAGAAAAUAUUUAUGAAAAAAGAUAUUCAACUUGUGAGCAAGCGAAACACGCGAUUAAAAAAAUUAAUGUAAAUAUUUGCUUUAACCCGGGAUUAAGCUAACCGACUUUUGAACAACCGGCCCCUGCCUGGUCUUUAAAUACGAUGAAGAAAGAAGCUUUUCUUUCAUGAUGGUUAUUACUUGGAAAAAUAUCUGCGAUCAUACCCUUCGCUGGUUUCGUCGCUUCCUCGUCCUCCUUUGUUGUUAUUGCCGUGGCUGCAGGAAAAAUAUCUUUAUAUAAAGUAUAAACAUGGAUCGCAACAACCUCGCAGGCAGGGCUCUUCUACCUACGCUCUCCCGCCCGCGCCAAUAGCUUACCAGAGUUUCGGACAUUUACGCUCUUUGUCGUAGGAUUCGCCUUUUUCGGUGAUGUUCCGGUUAUAUAUCCUGGAAACGUGUAAAAUGAGUGGAAUAAGGUAUACGCAUUCAGCAGUACAAUAAAUGCUAUACGUAUACGGAUAACAACACCGGAUAUAACCGGCAGGAUGCUGGCAUGCAAAAAACGAGAUCAUACAGAUUGUGAGAGAUAAACUUAUACAGAUAUCUAAUUAUUGUUAUUUUAUGGUGGACUUCAACAGUAUGUGCGAAACGUUGUUGGGUAUACUGUAUAUAGCUACAGUCGUUAUCACAUAUAUGCUUGUAGGGGGUUGAUCGAGGUUUAGUUCAUUGAGACCCUUGAUGUAUAAUAUUAAAAUUUCAUUCAAAAUGUGUUACCAUGGGUAGAAUAGCAAGAAGGUACAAAUGUAAGGAACGCGGAACUAUAUUCGGGAAGCAUGCAUAUAUAGAUUAAGCCUCUUACAGACAAGCAAGUUUUCGAUGACAAGUUUUUAUGUGGCAAGUUUUAAUUGUUUGUCUGUACGCCCAACUUUGACAAGUACACAAUUUUUCCUAU